Molecule: messenger RNA, 1501 nt
Organism: Acomys russatus (golden spiny mouse)
Lineage: Eukaryota; Metazoa; Chordata; Mammalia; Rodentia; Muridae
Gene: Trip13
Product: thyroid hormone receptor interactor 13
Exons: 13
Coding region: 142-1440 (432 amino acids)
Biological process (GO): meiotic recombination checkpoint signaling; reciprocal meiotic recombination
Cellular component (GO): nucleus; chromosome
Molecular function (GO): ATP hydrolysis activity; ATP binding
Source: RefSeq, a predicted model, not a curated record
GGGCGACGGAAGUGAGUCCGGGACUCAGCCGAAGUGGAUCCUCCCUUACAGCUAAGGAGGCUGUUCCGCGGGGCGCGGGGCGUGGGGCGGCGACCGCGGCCUCACUGCAGCCCCGUUCCCUUGGCUCUCGGCGGCGGCGCCAUGGAUGAGGCGGUGGGCGACCUGAAACAAGCGCUUCCCUGUGUUGUCGAGUCGCCCGCGGUCCAUGUGGAGGUUCUGCAGCUCAGCGGAAGCACUGCAAAAAAAGAAGACAUAAAACUGAAUGUUUACAAACUGCUCAACAGGCAUAAUAUUGUGUUUGGAGAUUACACAUGGACUGAGUUUGAUGAGCCUUUUCUGACCAGAAAUGUUCAGUCUGUGUCUAUUGUUGACACAGAGUUAAAGGCUAAAGACCCUCAGCCCAUUGAUUUGAGCGCAUGUACCAUCGCACUUCACAUCUUCCAGCUGAAUGAAGACGGGCCCAGCAGCGAGAAUUUGGAUGAAGAAACAGAAAAUAUAAUUGCGGCAAGUCACUGGGUUCUGCCUGCAGCUGAAUUUCAUGGGCUCUGGGAUAGCCUCGUGUAUGAUGUGGAGGUCAAAUCACACCUCCUUGAUUAUGUGAUGACCACCUUACUGUUCUCAGACAAGAAUGUGGACAGCAACCUUAUCACGUGGAACCGGGUGGUGCUGCUGCACGGUCCCCCAGGAACUGGAAAAACAUCCCUUUGUAAGGCAUUAGCCCAGAAACUGACCAUCAGACUGUCAAGCAGGUACCGGUAUGGCCAAUUGAUUGAAAUAAACAGCCACAGCCUAUUUUCUAAGUGGUUUUCAGAAAGUGGCAAGUUGGUAACUAAGAUGUUCCAGAAGAUUCAGGACUUGAUUGAUGAUAAAGAAGCUCUGGUGUUUGUGCUGAUCGAUGAGGUGGAGAGUCUUACAGCUGCUCGAAAUGCUUGCAGAGCAGGCGCAGAGCCUUCAGAUGCUAUCCGUGUAGUCAAUGCUGUCUUGACUCAAAUUGAUCAGAUUAAAAGGCAUUCCAACGUGGUGAUUCUGACCACCUCCAACAUCACUGAGAAGAUUGACGUGGCUUUUGUGGACAGAGCUGAUAUCAAGCAAUACAUAGGGCCCCCCUCUGCAGCAGCCAUCUUCAGAAUCUACCUCUCUUGUUUAGAAGAACUGAUGAAGUGCCAGAUUAUAUAUCCUCGCCAGCAGCUACUGACCCUUCGAGAGCUGGAAAUGAUUGGCUUCAUUGAAAAUAAUGUGUCGAAAUUGAGCCUCCUUUUGAGUGAAAUUUCAAGGAAGAGUGAGGGCCUCAGCGGACGGGUCCUGAGGAAACUCCCUUUCCUGGCUCAUGCACUCUACAUUCAGGCACCCAGCGUCACCAUCGAGGGCUUCCUCAAGGCCCUGUCUCUGGCAGUGGACAAACAGUUUGAGGAAAAAAAGAAGCUUUCAGCUUAUGUUUGAUCCCAGAUGUCCAUAUCUGUGGUUUCAACAGACAACUAGUAGGUGACACCACCUGCCUCAC